Molecule: messenger RNA, 699 nt
Organism: Anopheles marshallii
Lineage: Eukaryota; Metazoa; Arthropoda; Insecta; Diptera; Culicidae
Product: transmembrane protein 223
Exons: 2
Coding region: 1-699 (232 amino acids)
Biological process (GO): nervous system development
Cellular component (GO): mitochondrion
Source: RefSeq, a predicted model, not a curated record
AUGAUUUUAAGGCUACUCUCAUCAUCCAACGGCCACUUGGGUAAAUCGAUUGCCAGUCUGGCCAAUGCACGAAACUGGUGUCCUGUUGCGGGGAAUUUGUUUCGAUCCGCAAUAUGUCGGCAAAGGUCGACACAAGUGCCGGCAAAUCGUGUAUACGAUGUGAAUACCAAAGUUCCGAAGGAUGUAAUGCUGUUUAAGUACGAGAACCCGCGAUUCUUCAAAAUGUUAAACAUUUUCGCAGUGUCGCAGUUUCUUUUUUGGGGCUACCUUUGCCACUUUUCAUACACCACCCUAAAGGAUGCUCCCGUACCGGAAGAAGGAAAAGAGGAUCUUCCAUGGUACAAACGGGUAAAUUUGGGAGAAAAUAAAUAUCGCAAUGGUAUUGCAAUUAUGUGCUUUUCCAUAGGUUAUGGUGUGUUGUUCGCUUCGUGGAUAUUCACACUGCGAUCCGUGCGUUAUUUGGUGUUACGGAAAGGUGGAGAUAAGGUCAGCGUCAUCACGUAUGCUCCGUUCGGCACAAACCGCAUCAUGGAUGUUCCGCUGAAGUAUGUUUCUGCGCAAGAGUCUAGGGAAGCUGCUCGUGUCACGGUGCCGGUAAAGAUCAAGAGCAAGGCUUUGUUUUACAUGCUAGAUAUGCGAGGGGAGUUUACAAACACUAAGCUUUAUGAUUACACGGUCGGUUUAAGUCGAAAGCUUUAA